AGCAAAUAAGAUUGAGGAGCCACAUUGAAGCUCUUCUUUGUCUUAACUGGACACAAACUCGCUUUCUUUAACGGCAUUGAAGAUGGGCAGUGAAGACUUAGACAACAAGAUUCAAGAUUUUCAGUGCCCUUCUUCUCCAUUGUCUCUCAGUCUCCCUCACGUUAACUACAGCUGCGGUUCUUGUGGGUAUCAGUUAAACUUGAACUCUUGCAACCGGAACACUCCAGAUAUUGGAGUUAAUUACAAGAAAUCCAUAAAGAAAGGAAGUAUUUCAUUCUUCAGCAUUGAUGAAACCAGGUUCACUCAAAUUGAAGAACUUCGAUGUACACCAUACUUCAAUUCCAUGCGUUCCUGGGGUUUAUUCCAGCGAAGAACCAAGCUUCUUUGUUACAAAUGUGGAAAUCAUCUUGGGAUUGCUUACAAAGAGAAUAAUACCUCUUCCUCCCCUCUCAGAUUGGGGAAAUGUCGAUCAGAUUUGAUCUCUUGGGAUGGGAUUUCUGAUGCCAGAAUUUAUGUUAUCAAGAUACGUUCCUUGCAGCCUGCUUCUACUGAGGACUAUAGUUUGAGCUGAGCAGUGUCUGAUGCUUUCAUGUUGGUGCUGAAGUGUAAGAUUCAUCUCGCAUUAUUGUUUUAUCAGAAUUUCCUGCACGAUUGGUUUCUGGUUCUGAUGUGCCAAUUUGAUUAACAUCAUCAACACUGUUAGGUGCAGCAAUUUACAUACUGAUACAUAUAAAAGGGGAGUUGCAGUGCACUUGUGCACUUGGAAGCGUUGAUUGGGAACUCUUAUAUGCUCUUAUUGUCUUUUUUCUUGAUGUUUGAGGGCUAAGAGCAGCUUGUAAUUCGGGGUCUAGUAGCAGCCGUGUCUGUUAUCAGUUAUUUUUUGUAUUGUUUUAUAGUUCAUGCAUAAAAGUGUGAUGUAAUAAGUUUUGAACAGAGAAUACAAACGUUUCAGCAGUUACAGUCU
Molecule: messenger RNA, 964 nt
Organism: Populus trichocarpa (black cottonwood)
Lineage: Eukaryota; Viridiplantae; Streptophyta; Magnoliopsida; Malpighiales; Salicaceae
Exons: 2
Coding region: 83-571 (162 amino acids)
Source: RefSeq, a predicted model, not a curated record